AUGGGAAAGGAGGUUUCAAAGCUUGAUCACAAUUAUUCAUCUCUUAACACUAAGGUAGAUAUUAUUGUUGCUGUUGUGACUAAGGUUGUUGAAUCUUACACUUCUUUACUUCCCAAAGUUGAUAAAAAGUCUGAGUCUGAUACACAAAGUUUUGCAAAAUUGGAAGAACUCUUGGGCAAUUUGACAGAGUUAGUUUCGAAACUUGGGUGUUUUUCAAGGUCUUUGAUUACUCUAGAAUCCUUAUCUCAAAAUAUUUUGUCGUUGGAGUCCACACUCACGACUGAAUUGGCCCUACUUAUGAAACUUGUUCAUCUAAUGCCAACUGAUGCCCCGCCUGAUCACACAUGA
Messenger RNA from Lactuca saligna, 348 nucleotides. The record is from the annotation of a GenBank genome assembly. NCBI's taxonomy places the organism in Eukaryota, Viridiplantae, Streptophyta, Magnoliopsida, Asterales, Asteraceae.